Molecule: messenger RNA, 1045 nt
Organism: Peromyscus maniculatus bairdii (prairie deer mouse)
Lineage: Eukaryota; Metazoa; Chordata; Mammalia; Rodentia; Cricetidae
Source: RefSeq, a predicted model, not a curated record
AUGGAGUUUAUAGGGAUAUCAGAGGUCAAUUUUCAGAAGUCUGUUCUUCCUUCCACCAUGGGAUCUGGGGAUCAGAUUCAGGUCACUUGUGCAACAAAGAUUAAGGCAACAUGUGCAAGGCAGCCAUUGGAACCGGGGCCCGGCCCUCCGGAGCGGGCGGGGGGCGGCGGGGCGGCCCGCUGGGUCUGGCUCAAUGUGGGCGGCACCUACUUCGUGACCACCAGGCAGACCCUAGGCCGGGAGCCCAAGUCCUUCCUCUGCCGCCUGUGCUGCCAGGAGGACCUGGAGCUGGACUUGGACAAGGAUGAGACUGGAGCGUAUCUGAUUGACCGAGACCCCACCUACUUUGGUCCUAUCCUGAACUACCUCCGACAUGGAAAGCUUAUCAUUACCAAGGAGCUGGCAGAAGAAGGUGUGCUGGAGGAAGCAGAGUUUUACAAUAUCGCAUCUCUCGUGUGGCUGGUUAAGGAAAGGAUACGAGACAAUGAGAACAGAACUUCACAAGGCCCCGUGAAGCACGUGUACAGGGUCCUGCAGUGUCAAGAGGAAGAGCUCACUCAGAUGGUCUCCACCAUGUCUGAUGGCUGGAAAUUCGAACAGCUGAUCAGCAUUGGCUCCUCCUAUAACUAUGGAAAUGAAGACCAGGCAGAAUUCCUUUGUGUUGUCUCCAGAGAACUAAAUAAUUCUACCAACGGCAUCGUCAUAGAGCCAAGCGAAAAGGCCAAGAUUCUUCAGGAGAGAGGCUCGCGGAUGUAAACGGAGAAUCUGAAGUUCCAGAACCCUGAAGGCAAGAGAGCGAUCGACUGAGCAGCUGUGAAGGGAAUCCUGCACCUGUACAGUAACUGAGCUACUGCAGAGCCAAGCUGCAAAGCCUGGUCCCGGAGAAGUGGUGUCCGCUGAGACCAGAGGAGCCCCACCCGCCUCGGACGGAGACGACAGUCCGCCUCUGGCUGCACGGCCCCUUUUCAGAAACCUACUUUUGUUUUCUAGCCAGUGUUAUGACAGACCUUCACAACAGCAUCUAGGAUGGGGAAAAAAAAAAAAG